UUAUGAACAGUGCCGAACGUCAAAUAGAUGGUACCUAUCUGACUUUACUUCAAAAACAGUCUGUUAGCAUACACCCUUCUUCCGUGUUGUUUAAUUCAAAGCCAGCUCUUGUUAUAUUUAGUGAAGUUGUGCAUACUUCUAAGAGAUAUAUGAGAGGCUUAAGUAUAGUAGAUCCUAGUUGGUUAAUAAAAACGGGUUUGUUUGACGCUAAUAAGUUAAUACCAAACGCUAUUCAAACAUUUUUCUAAUAAAAUGUCGGUUGAGAAGAUUGAAUGCCUUUCAUGGGCAAAAGAAGAAUGGGAAACCCCAGAAAAAACAAUAGCUGGGUUAAAAUCAUUGAUUGAAGCCGUACAAGAUUUCCCAAUAAAAGGGGUUUUAUUCAGGGAUAUAAUGCCAAUUUUCCGUGUUCCUUUGGCAGUUUCUUCAAUGAUAGAUAUGAUUGCUGCAUAUAUUGAAGUUCAUUACGCCGAUGUGGAUGCAAUUGUUGGUUUAGAUGCUCGUGGCUUCCUCUUUGGUCCGAUGAUUGCGUUAAGUUUAGAAAAACCCUUUUUACCGAUCCGAAAAAAAGGAAAACUUCCUGGAAAAUGCAUUUCUAUUGAAUCUUCUAAGGAAUAUGGAAGCGAUAUCUUAGAAAUGCAAUGUUCUGGAAUCAGUGAGGGCUAUAAUGUUAUCAUUGUUGACGAUCUUCUAGCGACAGGAGGUACGAUGAUUUCGUCGUGCGCACUAGUUCGUAAAUCAGGGGGUAACGUUUUGGCUUGCCUUGUUCUUGUUGAACUUUUAGAUUUGAAAGGAAGGGAAAAACUAGACUGUCCUGUUUGUUCUUUUAUUACAUUCGAGUGAGAUUUUGUUAUCAUAAAAAGAAUUUUAUGAAAGUAUGGAUUUUUACAUCACAAAUAGUUAGAUAAUUGUUGAUAGUUUGUAAAUAUGUAUUUUUUUAUGUUUAGCUUUAUUUUUUUAUA
Molecule: messenger RNA, 959 nt
Organism: Hydra vulgaris (swiftwater hydra)
Lineage: Eukaryota; Metazoa; Cnidaria; Hydrozoa; Anthoathecata; Hydridae
Source: RefSeq, a predicted model, not a curated record